Loa loa (African eye worm) is the source of this 1152-nucleotide messenger RNA. RefSeq lists its product as hypothetical. Bases 1 to 1152 code for a protein of 383 amino acids. The record is from RefSeq and is a predicted model, not a curated record. Lineage: Eukaryota; Metazoa; Nematoda; Chromadorea; Rhabditida; Onchocercidae. The transcript is spliced from 7 exons.
AUGACAAAUGAUGUCCUUCCGGUGAAGACGGAAUAUUUGGAUUCAAGAAAGAUUCGAAUACAAAUGAAUGACAACAAUGUUAAUGCCUUUGUGUACAUUUUUGAAUAUUCGACAGUUAGUACUGCAUCGGAUAAUUGGAUUUUCGCUGGCGUUAACUUAUCACCAGACAUAACUUUUACAAUCGAGGAUGCCUGUCGGGAUUAUCAGUUUCGUGUAAUUGUAAUUUUGAAAAAUGAAGAAGCAGAUCGUUGGUUGCUAGUUUACCGACCUCGAGUGAUACCGGUUGAUUUACCUACAUUCGCUAUAACACCCGAUAAGAUUCAAACUGCAUCACCGAAGUAUAAUGCGGAUGACGAUACAGUAGUUGUUUACAUCUCGUGGGAAAAUCCAACCGGUUAUACGGACGCGGAUAUAUAUGGCUAUGAAGGUCCGGCAAUUUAUCCGCUUCAGUGCAAUUCACCGGAAGGGGAAUUACCAUCACCAUCCGUAGAAUUAAGGAAAGGUGGUGGCCGUUUACGGAUAUCGUUGCCAUCUGAAGUGCUAGACAGUAAAUGUAGAGUUUGGGCAGAGGUACAAAUGCUACCGCGGUGCAUUCGAUUGGAACCAUUUAGUAUUCAACAAUCAUUCGAGCUUGACUGUGACAAAUUGACAACCCUUGAAGUUUGCAGACAUGAAAUUGCACCACAGUGUACAGACGUUAUUGAUGUUUGGGGUUAUGGAAGUAAUGCAACGAUUAUGUGGUCACCACAGGACGGUUUCGGCAUACCACUUUAUUAUCACAUUCGUUACGGUCCAGCAAAAAUGCAGGGUAUACCACCACUUGCAUCAUGGACGAUUGCAUCAUUGCAUGAGUUAAAGAUAACUGGUAAUAGUACAAAUUUACAACUUCACAUCGAUCCUGAUAUUGACUACGGAAUACAAGUUUGUGGUGUUUACAACGAACAUCGGAAGAAACCAAAAUUUGAAUUGAUGCGUGUCAUACCUUUCAUAUGCACUUCCUGCAAAACAACUCCAGCGGAAUCAUUCGGACGUUGCGGUGAAUGCACCAAAAUCGAAGGACCUUUACUGCUCAGGCGCCGCUGUCAUCCAAAAGGCGGUCCUGGUUGUACUUUGGCUGGAAACAUUUCCAACGCUUCCGAUACCAAAGGUUGA